AUGCUCUGGUGGUUGUGCGUUGCCCUCCUGUUAGUUCAUCACUCUCUCGCUGGAUGUCCUGCAGUUGUCCUUCCUCAACCGGACAUCUGGCCCGAUGGCAAAUUCCUCUAUCCAAACGGUGCGCCGCAAUGCUUUACCCAAGGGUCAAUCAUGAACAUCAGCUGGGAAACGAAGUACAAGACUACCAAUCUGUAUCUUGUCCACGGCGCCAAUUACGACGAUCCAGUCGCUCUUACAUUGAACACAGCAGCUACAUGGCACGAAUGGAGAGUCGGAUAUCCCACCCGAGACGAUACGAAACCGUUCGUACUCCGACUAGUCAACGCACAGGGUACGCCGGAAGACAUGGCCGUUGGAGGUAUAUGGAGCGCCCGGUUCUGGAUCGGUUGGAACCAAGAUACUUCUUCCAGUUCCACACUUGCUCCUACGCCAACACCCACAGAGCCUGCGACCGUGAUAGAUGCAUCGCGUAGCCAUACCACCACCUCCGCUUCUCCAGCAAAUUCCGCACAAUCAAAUAGUGGAAGUUCCUCGCAUGGUAAAGCCAUCGGGAUCGGGAUUGGUGUUGGUUUAGGUGUGCCUCUCUGCAGUGCUGUUAUUCUGGCUCUGCUCUUUUUGCGGAGAAGACGGAAUCAGCCCGAGUCUGUCGUUCAUGGCGGGCCUUUUGCACCACCGGCUUCUGACAAGAGUUACACCAAUUCGACCGUGCCAGAGGACAUGUGUCUCGAGGGUAAGCAGGUGUAUGAGCUGUGCGGUGAAAGUAGCCGAACGGAGGCAGACAGUAGCCAUGUUCGAUAUGAGCUUGCGUAA
This is a messenger RNA of Aspergillus oryzae RIB40, 810 nucleotides long. RefSeq lists its product as uncharacterized. NCBI's taxonomy places the organism in Eukaryota, Fungi, Ascomycota, Eurotiomycetes, Eurotiales, Aspergillaceae. The coding region runs from base 1 to 810 and encodes 269 amino acids. The transcript has 2 exons. The record is from RefSeq and is a predicted model, not a curated record.